AUGACGGCACAUAUACCACCCCAGCGUGACGCUACCCGCCCAUCAGUCAUGGGAUUUGCUGGUGAAAAGCAUAUGGAACAACAUUGGUUACGAAUUAGCAAGAGCCAACAUUCAGGUGCCAACAUUCAGGAGCCAACAUUCAGGAGUCAACAUUCAGGUGCCAACAUUCAGGAGCCAACAUUCAGGAGUCAACAUUCAGGAGUCAACAUUCAGGUGCCAACAUUCAGGAGCCAACAUUCAGGAGCCAACAUUCAGGACCCAACAUUCAGGUGCCAACAUUCAGGUGCCAACAUUCAGGAGUCAACAUUCAGGAGCCAACAUUCAGGAGUCAACAUUCAGGAGCCAACAUUCAGGAGUCAACAUUCUGGUGCCAACAUUCAGGAGUCAACAUUCUGGUGCCAACAUUCAGGAGUCAACAUUCAGGAGCCAACAUUCAGGAGCCAACAUUCAGGAGUGAACAUUCAGGAGCCAACAUUCAGGAGCCAACAUUCAGGAGCCAACAUUCAGGAGCCAACAUUCAGGUGCCAACAUUCAGGUGCCAACAUUCAGGAGCCAACAUUCAGGAGCCAACAUUCAAGACCCAACAUUCACGACCCAACAUUCAGGACCCGACAUUCACGACCCAGCAUUCAGGUGCCAACAUUCAGGAGCCAACAUUCAGGAGCUAACAUUCAGGAGCCAACAUUCAGGACCCAACAUUCACGACCCAACAUUCAGGAGCCAACAUUCAGGAGCCAACAUUCAGGAGUCAACAUUCAGGUGCCAACAUUCACGACCCAACAUUCACGACCCAACAUUCAGGAGCCAACAUUCAGGAGCCAACAUUCAGGAGUCAACAUUCAGGAGCCAACAUUCAGGAGUCAACAUUCAGGUGCCAACAUUCAGGAGCCAACAUUCAGGAGCCAACAUUCAGGAGCCAACAUUCACGACCCAACAUUCACGACCCAACAUUCAGGAGCCAACAUUCAGGAGUCAACAUUCAGGAGCCAACAUUCAGGAGCCAACAUUCAGGAGUCAACAUUCAGGUGCCAACAUUCAGGAGCCAACAUUCAGGAGCCAACAUUCACGACCCAACAUUCACGACCCAACAUUCAGGAGCCAACAUUCAGGAGUCAACAUUCAGGUGCCAACAUUCAGGAGCCAACAUUCAGGUGCCAACAUUCACGACCCAACAUUCAGGAGCCAACAUUCAGGAGCCAUCAUUCAGGAGUCAACAUUCAGGUGCCAACAUUCACGACCCAACAUUCACGACCCAACAUUCAGGAGCCAACAUUCAGGAGCCAACAUUCAGGAGUCAACAUUCAGGAGCCAACAUUCAGGAGCCAACAUUCAGGAGCCAACAUUCACGACCCAACAUUCAGGAGCCAACAUUCAGGAGCCAACAUUCAGGAGUCAACAUUCAGGUGCCAACAUUCACGACCCAACAUUCACGACCCAACAUUCACGACCCAACAUUCAGGAGCCAACAUUCAGGAGCCAACAUUCAGGAGUCAACAUUCAGGAGCCAACAUUCAGGAGCCAACAUUCAGGAGUCAACAUUCAGGUGCCAACAUUCAGGAGUCAACAUUCAGGUGCCAACAUUCAGGAGCCAACAUUCAGGAGCCAACAUUCAGGACCCGACAUUCAGGAGCCAACAUUCAGGUGCCAACAUUCAGGAGUCAACAUUCAGGUGCCAACAUUCAGGAGCCAACAUUCAGGAGCCAACAUUCAGGACCCAACAUUCAGGACCCAACAUUCAGGAGCCAACAUUUAGGAGCCAACAUUCAGGAGUCAACAUUCAGGUGCCAACAUUCAGGAGCCAACAUUCAGGAGUCAACAUUCAGGUGCCAACAUUCAGGAGCCAACAUUCAGGAGCUAACAUUCAGGUGCCAACAUUCAGGAGUCAACAUUCAGGUGCCAACAUUCAGGUGCCAACAUUCAGGAGCCAACAUUCAGGAGCCAACAUUCAGGAGCCAACUUUCAGGAGUCAACAUUCAGGUGCCAACAUUCAGGAGCCAACUUUUAGGAGUCAACAUUCAGGUGCCAACAUUCAGGAGCCAACAUUCAGGAGCCAACAUUCAGGAGUCAAAAUUCAGGAGCCAACAUUCAGGACCCAACAUUCAGGAGCCAACAUUCAGGAGUCAACAUUCAGGAGCCAACAUUAUGGAGCCAACAUUCAGGAGUCAACAUUCAGGUGCCAACAUUCAGGAGCCAACAUUCAGGAGCCAACAUUCAGGACCCAACAUUCAGGACCCAACAUUCAGGACCCAACAUUCAGGACCCAACAUUCAGGAGCCAACAUUCAGGAGUCAACAUUCAGGACCCAACAUUAAGGACCCAACAUUCAGGACCCAACAUUCAGGACCCAACAUUCACGACCCAACAUUCACAACCCAACAUUCAGGAGUCAACAUUCAGGACCCAACAUUCAGGACCCAACAUUCAGGACCCAACAUUCAGGAGCCAACAUUCAGAACUCAACAUUCAGGACCCAACAUUCAGGAGCCAACAUUCAGGACCCAACAUUCAGGAGCCAACAUUCAGGACCCAACAUUCAGGUGCCAACAUUUAGGUGCCAACAUUCAGGUGCCAACAUUCAGGUGCCAACAUUCAGGAGCCAACAUUCAGGUGCCAACAUUCAGGAGCCAACAUUCACCUGAUGAAUGUUACACAUCACAGGUGAUCUCGUACACAGACAAGGUCUUCGUGACACAGAGAUAG
This is a messenger RNA of Procambarus clarkii (red swamp crayfish), 2700 nucleotides long. Lineage: Eukaryota; Metazoa; Arthropoda; Malacostraca; Decapoda; Cambaridae. The record is from RefSeq and is a predicted model, not a curated record.